Emiliania huxleyi CCMP1516 is the source of this 1025-nucleotide messenger RNA. RefSeq lists its product as hypothetical. Gene Ontology annotation, cellular component: chloroplast thylakoid membrane. The record is from RefSeq and is a predicted model, not a curated record. Gene Ontology annotation, molecular function: oxidoreductase activity, acting on iron-sulfur proteins as donors. The transcript is spliced from 3 exons. Lineage: Eukaryota; Haptophyta; Isochrysidales; Noelaerhabdaceae. Gene Ontology annotation, biological process: photosynthetic electron transport in photosystem I. Bases 160 to 807 code for a protein of 215 amino acids.
CUCAGAUCUGCAGCGUUGCUCAGCCUUCUCGCUCCCGCGUCGGCGGUGGUGCUCACCGCAGCGCGCGCGCCUCCUCGCGGCGCCGCCGCUUCGGCCGCCUCAGCGAGCUGCGCUCUGGUGGGUCGGCCGCCGCGGCUGGCAGCGGCGAGCCGUUUGCGGAUGCAGGUGCAGCAGGAGGAGGGGUCGAGCGCGCCGUCGCCUUACGACGAGUUCCUGCUGGCGGACGUGAAGACGGGCGAGCGGAGCCGCAUCGGGCUCGACGAGAAGGAGAAGCUCUACCUCGACUGCCUCGACGCCUUUUACAACGACGAGAAGCCGGUGCUGGGCGAUUCCGAGUACGAGACGCUCAAGACGGACCUGCAGUUCGAGGGGUCUCGGAUCGCGGCCUUCUCGAAGGACGAGAUCAAGUACCUCAUCGCCAACAAGCGCUUCGUCAUGGGCAAGCCCUUCCUCUCUGACAGCGAGUACGACUCGCUCCGUCGCAAGCUCAAGACAGCGGGCUCGCCGGUGGUGCUGCACGAGGCGCCUUCGUGCAAGGUGGACGGGACGUGCCGGUUCGACAUGAAGGUGGACGAGGGCAAGCAGCGGCUCCUCUACCUGCCCGGCACGCUCGGCGGACUGAUCCUGGCGUGCGAGGUGGAGUUCUGGACGCUGCACAUCGACCCCCUCCUCUCGAUCGUCCUUGGAGCCCUGCCCGCCUACCUCUUCGGCGUCUGGUUCACCGAGAACAUCUUGCCCAAAAGCCGGGCCAAGCUCAUCGCUGACCGGACGACGAUGCGCAUCGAGUCGAACAAAGUGGCCGCCUAGGAGAGCGGCGGCACGGCGCUCCGUUCGCCCCUCCGCCUGGAGUUACCCCUUGCGCCCCUUUUCGCUUGCCAUUGUCCCUACGCGUGGCCUGCACACAUGUACACAUGAACACGCGCUGGGGUUUUGGGUUUGGGCCGAGCACGUUUCGCGGUUUCGCGAUUCACGGCAGUCCAACCAUAGUCCAGCUCCCAUUUGAUUCUUGUGCGAGUGCUCAAUGG